AUGAUUUAAAUAAAAGUGUUAGAAAAAGAGAAUUUAAGGUGUUCUCAGAAUCAUAAUGCUCUAAUUUGUUCAAUAGAUGUAGAAAAAGAUGUUUAGAUGAAUGAGAGACUACUAUGCAGUGAAUGCAUGCUAAAUAUUAGAUCAGAUAACCAAAUGUUAGAUUUAAAUAUUAUUGAAUCAUAAAUUGAAAACAAUAUUAAAGAUAAUCUACAAAAGAAAAUCUCAUUUAUAUCUUAGAAAAAGGAACAACUCACUAAAUUAUAUAAUUAUAUCGAUCAAUAGAAAUCUACAUUUAAUAAAACUAUUGAUUCAAUUAAAAUUGAAUUAAAUUAUUAGAUCGAUAGUUUGAUUGCUAAAGAGUAAGCUAAUUAUACAUAUAAUUUUAUUUAGGAAUUGGAUAAUUUUAUUAAUUAAUCACAAUCUCAUGAAAAGGAUUACGAAUUAUUAGUUGAAUCAUUUAUUAAGUCUAAUAAUGCAUCAAUUAAUAAAAUGCAAUUUAUAUUAACCAAAUUCAAUUCAGACUAUAGAAAAUAUAUAACUUAAAUUAAAGAUUCCUUAUUAGAAAUUAUUUAAAUUUAAUCCCCUAAAAUCACUCUCAAACCUAUUAAUAAUCAAUUAAAAUAAUAAUAAGAUUGUUGGGCCAUUGCAUUUAACUAUACUGGAUAAAUUAUGGUUUCUGGUUGUUCUAAAGAUAUAAAAGUAUGGGAUUUUAAAGAUGGCUAGAUUUAAGAAGUUUAAAAAUUAUAAGUUCAUAAAUAGACUAUAAGUUGUUUACUUUUUAGUAAAAUAUAAAAUAGUUUCAUUUCUGGAUCAGGUGAUAAUAUAAUCGGAUGUUGGAAACAAGUAAAUGGAUAAGAAUGGAAGUGUUAAUUAUCAUAUGAACAACAUACUGGUUGGAUUCAAUGUUUAUUAUUAUGUAAAAAUGAGAAUAUAUUAUUUUCUGGAGGUUAAGAUAAAACGAUUAAAAUAUGGUAAGUUGAUUUUGAUAAUAAUAAUCUGAAGUUCUCUUAUUCUUUAAUGAAACAUACUCAAAAUGUCUUUGGGCUAUCAUUAAAUGAAUCAGAGACUAUCUUAGUUUCUUGUGGAGCAGAUUAAUAAAUAAUAACUUGGAAGAAAACAAAAAAAAAUAAAUGGGAAUUUUAUUAAAUUGCUAUAAUGGGAAAUAUAUAAAAGUAUUUUAAAUAAUAAAUUUAUCACUUUUAAAUUUAAUAAUAAUAAAAUAUAAUUUCAUAACUUCAUAUUUCAAUCAGUAUAAAUAAUCAAUAAAUGAAAAUGGAGUUACUGUCUGUUUUAUUAAAGAGAACCAAUUUAUUUGGGCUGGUGGAGUUCCAAAUGGAAAAGAUUGUGUAAGUUAUUUUGAAUUAAUUAAUGGAGAGUUUGUAGAAUAAAUAGAAAAAGAAUAACAGUUAAUAGAAUCCUCUGAUGUAUGGAAUUAUAAUAUGUUUCCAAUUUAUUUUAACAAAGAGAAGGAGAUUAUAUUAUUAAGACAUAAAUUUCAUGUUUAUUUACUAACUAAAUAAACUCAUGGCAGAUAUCGAAUUUCAACAAAACUGAAAUUUGAGAAUAAUUACUUAUUCGGAACUAUGACAAAUGAUGCUAAAUUUAUUAUUUUUU
Molecule: messenger RNA, 1614 nt
Organism: Paramecium sonneborni
Lineage: Eukaryota; Ciliophora; Oligohymenophorea; Peniculida; Parameciidae
Source: the annotation of a GenBank genome assembly